Molecule: messenger RNA, 978 nt
Organism: Actinia tenebrosa (Australian red waratah sea anemone)
Lineage: Eukaryota; Metazoa; Cnidaria; Anthozoa; Actiniaria; Actiniidae
Product: C-X-C chemokine receptor type 2-like
Biological process (GO): G protein-coupled receptor signaling pathway; cellular response to hormone stimulus
Cellular component (GO): plasma membrane
Molecular function (GO): G protein-coupled receptor activity; peptide binding
Source: RefSeq, a predicted model, not a curated record
AUGAGCGAGGCUGUGAAUGACACACGUCUUGUGGAGUGCUCGAAUAUCUCUGAUCCUUGGCAGUCUGUUUUGUGUACGAGAUGUGGACUCGUUCUUUCACCUGACCAUCAAGAACUACUUGGUAUCUAUUAUAAACUCGAGCCUAUGUUUGGUACUCUUGCCUUUGUUUUGUCACUGCUCAGCUUGAUUGGGAAUUUCUUGGUGAUCUUGACAGCUUUGGCCGACCGUCACAACCAUAACAUGGCUGAUUUGUUUUUCUUUAACAUAGCCAUCGCCAGUGAGUUCUACUCGGGGGUGAACAUCAUUGGCGAGUCUUUAUCUCUCGUACAAGGACAGAUAACGUUGAAGGAAUCGUGUGUGAGUCAACCGCUUACGAGUUUGAGAAUACUAACGUUUACCGUGUCCAUCUACUCUUUGUUGGCCGUAAGUAUGGAUCGUUAUCUUGCUACAACAACAAUGUUCAACGUUAGCAAUGAUAAUAACCGUAAAGUUGAAAUCCUGGUUCUACUGUGGCUGAUAUCACUGGCUAUCACUCUACCAAUAGCUUUCUGUGACUUUACAGUCAACAUCCCUUACACAGUAUGUUUGGCCAUCAUCAUCCUCUGCCUACCCCUCUUGGGAGUACUGGUGUUCAAUUUCUUUAUUUGUAAAUCUGCACGCAUCCAAGUAGGCCCGAUGCCUCGUCAUGGCGAGAUUCACACCCAAAGAACAGUUCGCUUGGUGACCGCCCUUGUUGUUUCACUUGUAAUACUGUGGAUGCCUUACUUGGUAAUGAUUAGUUACCCAGCAAUCAAUGGAGAUAUAUUCAGCUGUGAUGGAUACAUAAGAGUUCUAUUGGUCGAAAGGGCUGUCAAUAUCCUGGCUUACUUCAACGCAGCAAUCAACCCUGUGUUGUACUGCGUAUUUUCGAAGACUUUUAGACAAGGAUUUCAAAGUAUUCACAGAUUCUCUUGUCCUUGCCUUUUUGAGCCACAGUAA